Messenger RNA from Penicillium diatomitis, 1548 nucleotides. Its product is annotated as Zn(II)2Cys6 transcription factor. The record is from RefSeq and is a predicted model, not a curated record. Bases 1 to 1548 code for a protein of 515 amino acids. NCBI's taxonomy places the organism in Eukaryota, Fungi, Ascomycota, Eurotiomycetes, Eurotiales, Aspergillaceae. Gene Ontology annotation, molecular function: zinc ion binding; DNA-binding transcription factor activity, RNA polymerase II-specific. Gene Ontology annotation, biological process: regulation of DNA-templated transcription. The transcript has a single exon.
AUGGUACUAAAGGCAUGCGAUCGAUGCUAUUCCAGUAAGGAGAAAUGUACUUUUACCGGCAACGAUCAGCAGUGUGCACGAUGUCGACGUCUCAAGAUCGCAUGCUCAACGUCGCGACGUAACAGACGCAUAGGGCGCCGACCGGCCGCAAAGGCCUUUCCUCAUGGGGAGAUGCAGGUCUGGAGCGUGGACUCGGACCAACCGUUCGGGGCGCAUCCACCACCACCGCCCACGCCGCAGCGACCGGCCUCCAUCUCCAGUGACGGAGGCCCAUCGACGGCAUCUACGAGAAGAACGUCGCUCACGCGCCGCUCCAAAUCCAAAUCUCCAUCGGAUGAGUCCGUCGAAGAAGUCCGCGACUCUUGUCGGUAUCCAACGCCGAUCAUCGCGCCGGAGAGGCUGCUGGCAUCCUCCACGAGCUUGCGCACGGCGUCGGAUGCAUUACGGACAGUAUCAGAUCCGGAGCAAUUUUCCGUCAUCCAUUUACCGUUCAUGUUGGGACCAAGCUUUGUCGCCGAGUCCCAAACCACUGUCUACCAGAUCCUACGUCUCUCGGGUCCCACGCUCACAGAAGGGUAUCUGGCGUUUCUGGGGAUGAUGACCCAGUAUCAACGAUCCCUCGUGCUCCGCCAGCAGGAGCCCGACAUGGUCAAGGCCGCCAAGGGGUUGCAACGAUUACGAGACGUCAAGAUCACCCAAGAUUACGAUGCGGCGUGCGCCCUCUUUCUGGGCCAGACCAUGUACGUAUUCAAUGUACUGACGGCGCCGCACUCUUCCUCGGCGCACGCGAUCGUGCGGAGUGCACUCAUGUCGACUAAGGCCUGGGUGCCUCGACUCGUACAUUUCCCCAUGAUGGACACCGUGCUCAUGACUCCCAUGUUGAUCGACACGGUGGAAUGCUUGGUGCGACGAGAAGUGCCCAUCAUUCGCAUGCCUGCCACCGAGCGGGUGAUUGUGGAUCGCUACGCGGGCGUCUGUGCGACCCUCCUGCCUCUCUUGUACGAUCUCUGUGUGUGUAGCCAUACCAUGCGAACCAGUGUUCUCGCCGUAGGGGAAUCACCCUCGGAGAUUUAUGAACAAUUGGCCGACGUGGAGCGCAUGAUUCUCGACUGGACACCUCCCCAGCCGUCAGAUCUGCUAGCCAAGCACGGUCAAUGGGAGGUGUUGGCGAUGAUGACGCAGGCGAAUGCCUAUCGCCUGGCGGCUUUGCUGGUGGUCCACCGACUUCGAUAUCCGCUCGGAGUCGAGGAUGAAACGGGCCGGGAUCUGGCGCAAAGUAUCUUCGCCCUCAUUUCGCAAUUUGCCCAGUCUGCCGCGCAGCAUACCUCGGCACUUCCCGUCGUGUUCCCCUUGACCAUGGCCAUGAUUGAGGUUGAAGGACCCGGCGAAGAGAUCUGGGAGCAGCUCUCCCUCUUUGCGGUACAAAGCUCGAGCGCCACCCGGUUGCGAGGAUUCAUCAAACAGGUUCGUGGCUGUAGGGAAAGUCAGUACGAGGGUCUGUGGUUUGAUUUGGUCGAUACCCAGCUCGAUGUUGCCAUGCCUCCAUGA